CGCUGCCUAAAAAGAGAAUUCGCUCCACUCUCCUGAACGCUUUUUUGAGUCACCAUUUCUACGAUUGUCCUAUCUUUCUGUACAUGUGAGAUUGGCUUCCGAUGAGGAGAUUGAGAUCAGUGUCCCGCAAACCCCGCAAAGCCGAAUCUGUAAAUAUACGUCUGCAAUACACUCAAGACUGCCCGGGGUAGCUUGUCUAGCCCUGCAAACAGAAUCCCUAGGCACAACCUGCCGCUACCAGAGGUCAUGUCUGGAUUGUCUCACGUCUGAUGAAGAGUAUUCAGCAAUGUCUUUCCACGCUACCAAUCCAGCUGUUUCUCCCCCUUUACCAACCCCCGAUAGACCCGAAGAAUCCCAGAAUCGAAAAAGACAUCCGUGUGUGUUGUGCCAGCAACGCAAGGUCAAGUGUGACCGCAGCGAUCCUUGUGCCAAUUGCGUCAAGGCUUUGGUUGAGUGCGUCUCACCCACAACUCUGCCGCCGAGGCGACGGAAAAAGCGGUUCCCCGAAGCAGAGCUACUUGCACGCUUGAGGAAGUACGAGGACCACUUGAGAAGCUAUGGAGCCGACAUAGAUGCCAUUAACUCAGAAGGGCCCAAUGCGGGACUGCAGUCUGCUUCAACUACCACCCCCACCAUCAAGAUUUCCACUUCCCCGCUUGACGGCGCGACCCCAGAACCUAUCAAAUCGUUAUCAAUUCGAAGGUCUCUCAAGAACGUCGAAAACAAUCUGUCGCGCGGGCUCAAUCAAGAGUUUCGAGAUGCCGAAGAGCUGCUACAAGGUUCCUCUGAGGAUGAAAUGUUUGAGAACCCCAUAAGCAGGACCUACGAUGGAAUUGACGAGUAUGGGAGUGACAUCGUCUUCCCCUCCCCAGCCUCUGAAGAUCUGCGGGAUCUCCACCCUUCAACAGUCCAUAUAUUCAGACUUUGGCAAAAGUUUCUUGAUUCUGUGAAUCCACUAGUCAAAAUAUUUCACGCGCCAACAGUGCAGCAACAAGUUCUCGAUGCCACCGCUGACUUGGACAAUGUACCAAAGGAGAUGGAGACGUUGAUGUUCGGAAUAUACAGCAUGGCUAUCGCCUCUUUCACCGACCGUGAAUGCUUACCGAUAUUUGGAGAAUCCAAAACUACGUUGCUGAAACGAUACCACUCUGGUGCACGAUUAGCGUGCCAGAGGGCGGGGCUUCUUCGUUCUUCGGACCUGACUACUUUGCAAGGAUAUGUGCUAUAUCUUAUGUCAUGUCUCAAUUUCACGAUAGACCCACGCUCACUCUUCUGCCUCACCGGCAUUGCCGUUCGGAUCGCCCAAAGGAUGGGGCUGACUUGCGAUGGCACGGCUUAUGGCCUUUCCCCAUUUCAGGUAGAGAUGCGGCGUCGAUUGUGGUGGCAAAUCCUCCUUCUCGACACUCGUGUGGCGGAAUUAUCCGGUGCUGGUUCGACUGUCCUGAACCACAAUUGGACAACAAAACUCCCAUCAAAUGUCAACGACAGCGAUCUCUUCCCCGACAUGCGAGACACGCCGCAAGAGCACCCUGGGGCGACAGAGAUGGUGUUUGUACUGCACCGCUGCGAGGUGGCGAACCUCGCAAAGCAAUUCCAGGAUAAAGACAUGCCGCUGGUUGUCAAAGACGAAGCCAUCACCGCCCUCGAGAACAAGCUGGAGAAGACAUACGUUCAGUACUGCGACCCAUCGAUUCCUUUCCACCUAGUCACCGUGUUAAUGGUCAAACUCGCAACAGCCAAGGUCCGAAUGCUACCCCGGCACCCACAACUAAUGGCCAACAUAUCACAAAUCGGGACAGAGGAAAGGGAUUACCUAUUCCGAUUAAGCUUAUCGUGUCUCGAAAACCACAACAAGAUGAUGGCAUUACCGAGCCUGGAGAAAUUCAUAUGGUUCGUUUUGACCAACUCUCCGAUGCCAGCACUCGUCCACCUCCUGUGCGUGAUGCGCUACCAAACCACCGGGGAGCUGGCCGAUCGCGCGUGGGAGCUCUUCGAAUGGCGAUUUGAGAACCAGAAUAGGAAAUUCAAGGAGAGCCAGUUCUGGCGCAGGAAUAAGGAUAGUUUGAUCCACCUCGCCAUCGCAAAUUUGACCGUCAAGGCAUGGGAAGCGAGAGAGAAGGCCUUUGUGGCGAUGCAACAACCAAUUCCGGUAACUCCGAACUUCAUCAAACAGCAACAGCAACAGCUUGCUGCGAAGAGACCGCCGAAAUCGACGGGUACGGGUUCGUCUGUGGGAACAGAGGCUACGCCCCCGAGUACAACAACAACGGAGAUUGGGAUUGGGGAGCAGUUUGCCGGGAGUUAUCAGUGGUUUAAUCCAGCGGCUGGUGAUCCGAACCAGGGGUUUGAUGUCAUGCCUGGUGUCAUGACGAGUGAUAAUCAGCAGAUGGGGUGGGACAUUUGGACUGAUUUGAUGGAACCUACUAACCCUAUAUAUUUCGGGGACGGUGUUGGGGACCCUGUACAACAAACAUAUUUUUGAGGUAUGGUUACUCUCUUGCAUGGUAAUAGGAUAUUUCCCUCCACCGAAAAAUGAAAACUACUCAGUCUACAAUCCGACUGGGCUUAGCCCUGCGAAAUGCAUGGUCG
Hyaloscypha bicolor E is the source of this 2589-nucleotide messenger RNA. RefSeq lists its product as uncharacterized. The coding region runs from base 287 to 2482 and encodes 731 amino acids. Lineage: Eukaryota; Fungi; Ascomycota; Leotiomycetes; Helotiales; Hyaloscyphaceae. The transcript is spliced from 4 exons. The record is from RefSeq and is a predicted model, not a curated record. Gene Ontology annotation, biological process: DNA-templated transcription; regulation of DNA-templated transcription. Gene Ontology annotation, molecular function: DNA-binding transcription factor activity, RNA polymerase II-specific; DNA binding; zinc ion binding.